Messenger RNA from Scatophagus argus, 1692 nucleotides. It is a transcript of the gene rhbdd3, whose product is annotated as rhomboid domain containing 3. Gene Ontology annotation, cellular component: membrane. The record is from RefSeq and is a predicted model, not a curated record. The transcript is spliced from 5 exons. Bases 318 to 1436 code for a protein of 372 amino acids. Lineage: Eukaryota; Metazoa; Chordata; Actinopteri; Scatophagidae. Gene Ontology annotation, molecular function: serine-type endopeptidase activity; protein binding.
CAAACCAUCUAAACAUUUCCACGACUGGGGUUUCUUUCUUAUUUAAAAGCAUUAGCAUAGAAUAGAAUAGAAUAGACGUUAAACUCGUAGUCUUGUCGUACAAGCACAACAAGCUCCUUGUCGGUAGCCGAGAGGAUUUUGCAGCCAAAGAUGUGGGUUUGCUCAGUCCCCACUCUCAAAAUAGUGAAAAAUAAACAGAGUUAUAUUUGUAAGGUUAUCUGAUUCUUGAAAGGUGUUGAAUACACACGGACGCUUGUGUACCAGAAUUAUGCGACAAAAGGACAAGUGAGUGGAGAAACCGCAGCUAAUCCCAAAUAAUGCUUGGUCGUGUGUCGUCAGUAUGGUUUUGGUUUCGAUCGGGUCGCCCUGGCUUCUGUCUGGGAACAUGUUUAUGCAUAACACUUAUGCUGCUGUUAUAUACUGGAGGCCUUCAGGCAAGUCUCAGCUUGGGUCCAAAUGGAGACUUCCCAAGGCUCAGAGAUGUGUUCCUGUAUGCUUUCAGUCAUGAUGAGUUGUCCUCUUUGCUGGUUAGUGUUGCACUCCUGCUGACAACUGGAAGAUGCCAGGAACAUCGCUGGGGGACAGUCGCCUUCCUCGCCCUUUCUAUCCUAACAAUGACCAUAUUACCUCCUCUUUACACACUGGUCCUCUUUGUUGGUGGGGGUGAGGCAAGUCGGAUCAGUGGUUACUCUGCCAUCCAGCUGGCUCUGUUUACAGCGCAGUGCCGUCAGGUGACACAGAGGAGGCUGUUGAGGUGUUUGCCAGUCUGGUUUCUCCCCUGGCUUCUUCUGCUGAUUGGUCUGCUGCUGCUGCCCGGGACACCCGCACUGAUUCACUUCUGCGCAAUAUGCAUCGGACACAACUAUCAUCAGUCCUUCAUUGGGAUGUUACAGGAGCUGGAGGAGGUCAGGGUUUUGGAUUUCAUUCCUGAUUGGGUAUAUGUUCCCACUUCAGCCCGGUUCAGAUUGCCCACCUACACGACCUCACAGAGGUCUAGAUCACUUCCUCCUCACGGGCAUCCUCAUCCUCAGAGGAUGCCCAUGGAUCAGGCAGCUGCUGCCCCCAUGAGGGAUCCCUCUGUUCUGAAUCACCAUCUCUGGGUGGACCCAUCGCAUGCCUGGAUAAUAAAGGAGUCUGCUGCUCAGUCUGAAACUGAGGUGCUGGAUGAACAGAUGCUAAGGGCAGGGAUACUGGCCUCAUUACAGGAUGCUCCUGACAGCCGUGAUGCUAAAGUGGAGGUGCACAAAUCAUCGGUUUCAUCUCUUCGACUCCAGCAGUUGGAGAAGAUGGGCUUCCCCACAGAGAAAGCAGUGGUGGCACUAGCAGCCUCAAAACAGCUAGAUGGCGCCAUUUCUCUGCUUAUUGAUGACAGCAUUGGAGAACAGGCUGUGGUGGUGUCUAAAGGGAAGAGCCCUCUGCCACCACAGAGCACCUAGACACCCUCACUCUCCUGGCCUGGAACAGUACUUGCUCUUAUGCAGUACACUGGACGUUCAUUAUGCUUGGGUUUUGCUGAGCUUCAGUAUUAGAUUUUCCCUGUGGGCUACUUGUAGACCUAUUUCAUGAACAAAAUUCCUGUGUGAAAGCGGGAGUACAGUUCCUCUUUUUCCUCAGCUGUGAGUCUAAUUGAGUGUAGAUGCAAACUUGACCGAUUUGAAGAUGGUUUCUGUAUCAUAAAAGGUACACUGGAGA